Messenger RNA from Nelumbo nucifera (sacred lotus), 1187 nucleotides. RefSeq names its product polygalacturonase inhibitor-like. Gene Ontology annotation, molecular function: protein binding. Lineage: Eukaryota; Viridiplantae; Streptophyta; Magnoliopsida; Proteales; Nelumbonaceae. The record is from RefSeq and is a predicted model, not a curated record.
UGAGUUGAUGGACACUCACAUCUCUACUAGUUCUGCUUCCCGCUCUCUCUUCCUUCUUUCUUUCCUCUUCAUCUUGUCUUAUCUUUCAUCUCCCACUCUUUCCACCUCUGAGCGUUGCCACCCAGAUGACAAAAGAGCUCUUCUAAGGAUCAAGGAGGCUCUAAACAUUCCUGACCACCUUGCCUCCUGGAAUGUUAGCACAGAUUGCUGUUACUGGGACUACGUCGGAUGCCAUACUGAAACCAACCGCAUUUACCAACUCCUCAUUUACGACACCAGCAUCCACGGACCCAUCCCUCCGUCCGUCGGCGACCUUCCCUACCUCGAAACCCUUGUGUUCAGCGACAUCAACAACCUCACUGGCCCCAUCCCCUACUCCAUCACCAAGCUUCAGAACCUCAAAAUGCUGCGUAUCAUCUGGACCCCUCUCUCCGGCCGCAUCCCUGAUUUAAUCAGUCAACUCAAAAACCUCGAAUACCUUGAUUUGUCCCGCAACCAGUUCUCCGGUUCCAUCCCGGCUUCCCUUGCCAAUCUCCGGAAACUGACAGGUCUUCAACUGGAAGGAAACAAACUCUCCGGAAGCAUACCCGACUCAUUUGGUAGAUUCAAGGACAACUUGUAUGUGUUCGUCCUAUCUCAGAACAUGCUUUCCGGCAAGAUUCCCAAGUCGUUAGGCCAACUGGACUGUGAGUCAAUCGACUUAUCUCAUAAUAAACUAGUUGGGGACGCAAAGAUGUUGUUCAGGGAGAAUUCAUCGGUGAAGGGACUUGAUUUGUCGAGGAAUCGACUAGACUUUGAUCUGUCAAAUGUGAAGUUUCCCAAAAACCUGACGUUCUUGGACUUAUCAUACAACAGAAUUCGGGGAAGUAUCCCUCAGCAAGUCACAGAAUUGGAUUUGUGGCGGAUGGAUUUCAGUUAUAAUCGGUUAUGUGGAAGGAUCCCGGUUGGCGGGAAGGUGCAGCAGUUCGGCUAUGAGACAUUUACCCAUAACCUCUGUUUGUGUGGUACGCCACUCCCCGAAUGCAAGUGAUCGGCUGGGUUGGCCGGCGACGGCAUGAAUGAAGGCCGCAAAGUUUGAAUUUUCUGGUGUAUGGCUUGUUUGAUAUAGUUGAUUUGAAAUAUAGCAGAUGACUUAGUAGGAGUUGUGCUUUAAUGAACAAGGUGAUUUAAUGAAUCUCUUUGCGACC